UCGAAAGUUUCAAUAGUUCUACUCYUCUACUCUAUUUUGGUUGUCAAUAUUUUUGGAUUACAUUGUAUGAUACGUUUUUAUCUAUACGGUGAGGAUUAUCGAUAGACAUAGGUACGUGUUGGGAAAGCGAAACAAAUAAAUACAUAUUAUUACUCGCAUAAUAUAAUAUAAUAUAAUAUACAACAUAUACGUAUAUAAUAUAACAAUUAAAUUUCUGAGCAGGUUUUACCAUGUCUGUUUUGAAUCAUAUGUGUGAUGAUCAGCCCGAGUGCCCAUUGUGCAUGGAAGCGUUUGAGGUGGAUGACUUGAACUUCUUUCCAUGUACAUGUGGCUACCAGAUAUGUCGUUUCUGCUGGCAUCGUAUUCGUACCGAUGAGAAUGGCUUAUGUCCAGCAUGUCGUAAACCUUAUCCCGAGGAUCCGGCUGAUUUCAAGCCGCUUAGUCGAGAAGAAGUAGCUAAAUUAAAAGCAGAGAAACGACAAAAACAUCAACAAAAAAAGAACAAAAUCACUGAAGAUAGAAAAGUGUUAAAUAACAUGCGGGUACUGCAAAAAAACUUAGUGUUUGUAGUUGGUCUGCCUAAUCGGAUAUCAGAAGCUGAAACGCUCAAGAAACAUGAAUAUUUUGGAAAAUUUGGGAAAAUAUUAAAAGUUGUUAUAAAUCAAAGUACUUCGUAUAUUGGCACACAGGGUCCAAGUGCAAGUGCUUAUGUAACAUACUCAAGAUGCGAAGAUGCGCUUAGGGCUAUACUUGCUGUCAACAAUGUCAUUAUAGAUAAUAGAAUAUUAAAAGCAUCUUUGGGUACAACAAAAUAUUGUUCAAAUUUUAUGAAAAAUCAACCUUGUCCAAAAACUGAUUGCAUGUAUUUACACGAUAUGGGAGAACCAGAAGCAAGUUUUACAAAAGAUGAAAUGCAGCAGGGUAGACAUCAAGAAUAUGAAAAGAAAUUAUAUGAGCAAUACAAUGUUGUGUUAAGUAGAAGACCAGAAAAUUCUCCUCCUAUUCAAAUUUCUUCAGGUAAUAAUGGUAUGAUUGAAAAUUUGUCACAAAAUAACAAAGAAUCUUGGCCUUCUCUCAAUAAUGGUACAUCACGCAAUGAUUCCCCAGUUGAAGAUGAUAAAUUAUAUGAAGUUGAAUUUAAUUUAACUAAUCACAAUUCACACUCUGAUAAAACUUUAGAAAAAGGGGAAUCUCAAAAUGUUAAAAUCAAUGGUCAUAAAAACAAAAAGAAAUCUAGUUCACCAGAAAAUAGGAAAGGUAAGGUCAAAACUCCAAGUUCUAUACCUUCAGCUGAAGAAGAACAAUUAAGUACAUUAGAUGGUGAAUGUACUGAAAAUAAAAGAAAUUUGAUUAAAGAAAUUUGGAAUAAUGAACCAUCUCUUAGCAAUAACCAAUUAGAAAACGAAACCCAAAGCGAAUCAUUAUUUGAAAAUCCACAAAAGCCAGCUUCAAUAUUUGAACAAGAUAACAAUAAUUCAUUUUUCUCUUCAAAUUUCUCUAAAUUAACAAAUGGUAAAACCAGUCCUGUAAUAAACAGUGAACCCGAUUGGAGUCCUCCAGUUAGUGCAAUUUUACCUCCAAUACCAGAUGUCCUACCACAAGUACAAACAUCUGAAGAUUGGCAAGCAGCAUUUGGUUUCUCAAAUAGUAGUAAUAAUUCUCAGAAUAAUUAUCCAUCUUCUGAUUUAAAUAGAACAAUGUUAAAUUUACCAUCAGAUGAUGAAAUAUUUGAUUCAGUUUCGGUUACACAACGUGCACUUUCAGAAUAUAUGGAACAACAAAAUCAUAUUAAUAUGUAUCAAUCUAGACUUCAAAAUUCCGGGUUUCCUUAUUGCACAAAAUUAAUGGAUAAUCUUCAUAUAAACAAUACAGCUCCAACAAGAACAUGUUUACCGCCUCCUGGAUUUUCAUCGGCUCCUAAUCAAGUCAAUUCCUAUGGUAUCAGUAUUCCUCGUAACACAGGUAACACUAAUAAAUUACCACAAAAUAAUCCAUUUGCAUUACAACAACAAUUACGUCAGUCAUCUUCUCAUAAUUUGGAUUGGUCAUCAAUAGAUCCAGCAAUAGUUACAGCAACUCCACAUUGCAAUUUAUAUACAACACCACCACCACCACCAGGUUUUAAUAUGAGACAAUCGUUUGAUACAAAUCUAUGGUUGUUCAACAACCUCAUAUAAAUGUGCCUUUACCUCCAUGUGAUACUUGCGCAAAAAAAAAGAAAUAGUAAUGCAGACAUUUAUUUCAAUUUUGAUAAUGAAAUUCUAACAAAAUCCAUGCAAUAUAUUAUAUAUUAAUUUAUUGGAUUGUUUACAAUUCAAGGAAAUAAAAAUUGCCAAACAUUAAUUAUUAAUACAUUUAUUAUCUUAAUUAUUAUUCUUAUAUAUUAUACAAAUUGAUUAUCUUAAAAUAUUUAGAGCUUCUUUCAACAUAAUUUUAUUAUUAUUUCAUUUAGUUAAUAGUUCUUAAAACAUCGCCUAAUCAAUUAUUAACUCUGUUGAAAUUUCUGGAGGUAAAUACGUACUGUGCAAAUGGAAUAUUAAAACAAUUUAUUAAAUUCUUAUAUUGAUUACUGUUUUAUUUGCUCAAAACCAUGUUAUUGAAUUGAGUAAAUGACAAAUAAAUGAAAUGAGAUAUUGUCUA
Diuraphis noxia (Russian wheat aphid) is the source of this 2640-nucleotide messenger RNA. It is a transcript of the gene Cnot4, whose product is annotated as CCR4-NOT transcription complex subunit 4. Gene Ontology annotation, biological process: protein ubiquitination. Gene Ontology annotation, molecular function: metal ion binding; ubiquitin-protein transferase activity; RNA binding. Lineage: Eukaryota; Metazoa; Arthropoda; Insecta; Hemiptera; Aphididae. The record is from RefSeq and is a predicted model, not a curated record. Gene Ontology annotation, cellular component: CCR4-NOT complex.